AUGGCUACGAAGACGAAUCCGGGGGAAGGGGUUGAUGACGCAGCCCCCGAGCACGACGGCUUCGAGAGGCAGCUCCCUGACAACUGCGUCGAGUAUUUGCUCUUCGUUUUGGACUCUCAACUGGACGCUAGGAAACAAUUAUCCCAAAUCGAAUCCAUCCGGAAAUCUGCGUUACAGCUUGCCAGUUCAUUGACGAAGGACUACAUUUGGCAGAAGGAUGAGUUCAACCUCGAGCUAAAGACCGAGCAAGGACUUGUCUACCUGCACGGGAUUACUGACUACAGUGACGCCGUGGAGGAUGAGUGGCUCAUCGUAUAUAUACUCAGAGAGUUAACAAAGUCGCAUCCUAAUCUCUGGGUCCGGGCCUUCGACACUGACGGCGAGUUUCUCCUCAUCGAGGCCGCAAAUGUGCUACCCAAGUGGCUAAACCCAGAGAUUGAUCACAAUCGAGCCUGGAUCCACGAUGGAAAGCUAUUUAUUAUUCCCGUCAAGGAUGAUAUUGGCCUUAAAUCAAGGACUCUAUCACUCCCUGACGCUGUCGAAAUCCUCAAGUCAAAACCGGAUGCUCUCGUCCAUUCAACCUUUAUCGAAGCAGAGGCAUUCUACAGGUUGGAGAAAUACCCAGCACAGAUUUCAGACUCCAUCCACCACUCUCUUGUCACAAUACCACGCAAGGUCGCCUACGUUCUGCACUCACUCCCCAAAACUAUCGCACCAGCAGUGGAAUCCUUCUACCUCCGAGAUGCCAUCGCGCUGAAGCGUGUCAUAUCUCCACCUGCCCCCCUGACCUUCCCUCCAGAAGACCUCGUCACCGUCUCUGUGAAAUUCAGCAAAGUUCUUUUUGCGCAACUGCGGUCGCAGCGCUUUGAAACACCACCGGCCUGGAAAGAUGUGCUCCAAAGGGCGCAGAAAGAGGCAUCGUCCACUGAUGCUGAGAACAAUAUGGCAAGAUUGGACCUCGGCAUGGAACUGACGUGUGGAUUUGAAAUGUUGGCAGCAAAUGCCGAGAAAAGCAAGAGCAGGGUGGUAAGGGAACUGGCAAUCACGCUCGAGGACCUGGCAGAGGAUGGAGACGACACUCUGCCAUCAAAUGAGGAGAUAAUGUCUUGGGCAGACACGAACCGAAACGAUAGCGAGGCCUGGAUGGAUAUUAACUUCGAGGAAUUUGAGAAGGAACUCGAAGGGAAGCGAAACAAAGAGUCCCAAGGCGCAUCAUCGGGAUUUGGUGAUGUGAACACCCAGUCGGAUCUCCGUAAGAUUGUCUCUCGGUUCGAAGCCUUCCUCAACGACGAUGAUGCUGGGGUGGAUGGCGCAGAGCUUGACGACAUGGAUGUUGAUGAUGAUGACGACUCAGACGAGGACAGCGAGUUUGAAGACAAGGACGUCAGCUUCGACGAGGACGAAUUCGCGCGCAUGAUGCGAGAAAUGAUGGGCUUGCCAUCCACCGAAACAAAGGGUCCCGCCGAAUCCAAGGGUAAGAAGGCAGCUGAGCCGCAAAAUACCGGGUCCGCGCCUACCGACGAAGAGGAUGAAGAAAUUAAGAAGCUCGCGUCCGAAUUCGAGGCCGAACUGAACCAACAUGGUGCCCUCAAGCUUGACCCCAAGGUCGAGAAGAAACCCCGAGUCAAGGACAGCAGCGCGAGCACGAAGCUGGCGGGAAAACCUAGCAAAGACGCCACACAACUGGACGUUGUAGAGGAAGAAGACAGCGACGAAGAGGUAGACAUUGACUACAACCUGGCCAAGAACCUGCUGGAGAGCUUCAAGAGCCAGGCCGGCAUGGCGGGGCCAACGGGAAAUCUCCUUGGCAUGAUGGGUUUCCAACUGCCGAGGGAUGAGGAUGAUGGAGAGGAGGAGGACGACAACGGUGGACCUUCGCGGCAAGGGAAAACCAAACAGUAA
Ilyonectria robusta is the source of this 1902-nucleotide messenger RNA. RefSeq names its product SGT1 protein-domain-containing protein. The transcript has 2 exons. Lineage: Eukaryota; Fungi; Ascomycota; Sordariomycetes; Hypocreales; Nectriaceae. Bases 1 to 1902 code for a protein of 633 amino acids. The record is from RefSeq and is a predicted model, not a curated record. Gene Ontology annotation, cellular component: nucleus.